Molecule: messenger RNA, 2350 nt
Organism: Sipha flava (yellow sugarcane aphid)
Lineage: Eukaryota; Metazoa; Arthropoda; Insecta; Hemiptera; Aphididae
Product: NADP-dependent malic enzyme-like
Exons: 9
Coding region: 230-1945 (571 amino acids)
Biological process (GO): pyruvate metabolic process; malate metabolic process
Cellular component (GO): mitochondrion
Molecular function (GO): malate dehydrogenase (decarboxylating) (NAD+) activity; malate dehydrogenase (decarboxylating) (NADP+) activity; NAD binding
Source: RefSeq, a predicted model, not a curated record
CUUUCACCGCUAUCGUGUGACGCUGUUCACGUUGCUCGUCGACGCCGCCGCCACACAUUCGUUCAAUCGACUGCCGACGCUCGUUCCGCCGGCACGCAUCAGUUGUACACCGUCUGUUGCAGCACACCGUUGAGUCCGUCCUAACAACCCCGACUCUUAGAUCACCACUGCCGACGUCUCGCUCAUCCUGGGUUUUUCGAUAUCUAAGAGUUCUCAACCGUCAUCCGCCAUGGCUUCGUUCGACCGAUUGGGACAGUUCCCUCAGGGAUCAGCCCUGCCCGUUUCACCGGCCCUCGUCAGCGGACUCGAUCAUCUUAGGGACGGACGACUGAAUAAAGAAAUGGCUUUUUCAAUCGAAGAAAGACAAUCUUUGGGCAUUCAUGGAUUAUUGCCACCACGUGUUAAAACUCAAGAUGAACAAGUGAAACAUGCAUUGGCUAACAUUGACCGUUUUAGUGACGAUCUUAAUAAAUACAUAUACCUUAUGGGCUUACAAGAUAGAAAUGAAAAACUAUUUUACAGGUUAAUGGCUGAGAAUGUUGAAGCAUUUAUGCCAUUGGUUUAUACACCAACUGUCGGAUUAGCUUGUCAAAAGUAUGGUCUCAUUUUCCAAAAACCCAGGGGGCUUUUCAUAUCUAUUCAUGAUGCUGGUCAUGUAUAUGAUGUAUUGAAGAACUGGCCUGAACAAGAUGUUAGGGCUGUUGUUGUAACUGAUGGUGAAAGAAUUCUAGGUCUUGGUGAUCUUGGUGUUUAUGGUAUGGGUAUUCCAGUUGGCAAAUUGGCAUUAUACACAGCUUUAGCUGGAAUUAAACCACAUCAAUGUCUUCCUAUUACACUUGACUGUGGAACUAAUACUCAAUUACUAUUGGACGAUCCUGAUUAUGUUGGUUGUAGACAAAAACGUGUCACUGGCCAGAAAUAUGAUGAUUUUAUCGAUGAAUUCAUGCAGGCUGUUGUCAAACGAUAUGGACAAAAUUGUCUAAUUCAAUUUGAAGACUUUGGGAAUUCUAAUGCUUUCCGAUUCUUGGAUAAAUAUCGUAAUGUAUAUUGCACAUUUAACGAUGACAUCCAAGGAACAGCUUCUGUGGCAUUAGCUGGUCUGUUUGCUUCUCUACGAAUAACUAAAACUAAGUUAUCUGACAAUGUGAUUUUAUUCCAAGGUGCAGGAGAGGCAGCCUUAGGGAUUGCAGAAUUAUGUGUUAUGGCAAUGCUUAAAGAAGGGACAUCUUUGGAAGAUGCCCGAUCAAAAAUUUGGCUUUUUGAUUCCAAAGGUCUUGUAGUUAAAGAUCGUCCUGAGGGUGGAAUUACUGGACACAAGGUAGAAUAUGCCAAGACCGUGGCUCCUGUUAAAAUACUUGCUGAAGCUAUCAAAAAAGUUAAACCUACAGUACUUAUUGGUGCUGCUGCUAUUGGUGGUGUGUUUACAAAAGAAAUCAUUCAAGGAGUGUCAUCGUACAAUGCUCAUCCAGUCAUUUUUGCUUUAAGCAACCCAACAAGCAAAGCUGAAUGUACUGCUGAACAAGCAUAUACUUAUUCAGACGGUAAAGCUAUAUUUGCUAGUGGUUCUCCAUUUAAUCCAGUGACUUUCAAAUCGAAAACCUACUACCCAGGCCAAGGUAACAAUUCGUACAUAUUCCCUGGAGUAGCACUUGGAGUUAUUUGUGCUGGAAUCAGAACCAUUUCUGAAGAAGUUUUUAUCAUUGCUGCUCAAACAUUAGCUGCACUCGUGACUGAGGAAGAUUUGGAAAAUGGUAGUUUAUAUCCACCACUGCAGUCUAUUAAGGAGUGUUCUUUGAAAAUCGCUGUGAAAGUAAUUGAAUAUGCAUAUAAAACUGGUGUAGCCAGCACAUUCCCAGAACCUGAAGACAAAGUUGAAUUCAUCAAGGCACAGCUUUACAAUUACAACUAUAGUUCUGCAUUACCACCUUUAUAUUCUUGGCCAUAACUUUGUUCAACAAUUUAAAUGGAUAUUAAUUUUCAAAAGUCAAACUAUGAUGUUAAUAGCUUUACUACAUCCCCUUGUUACACCCAAACAAGGCUUUCAUAAAUAUUUACACUCAAUAUACAAAGAUAGUAAUUCCAAUAAUAUCGAUAACUUUAUUUUUUGUUGACAAAUUUUACAUGUGGGGGUUGGUGAAUUAUUUUAUAUUUUCUUCUUUAUUUUAUCUAUAUUUAUUUUAAGUUGUAAUGUACUUUUGCUGCUGAAAGUGAAGUUUUUGACAGUGGCAGAAUUUUGUUUGUUUUUUAUUAGUAUGAUUUUAUUUGUUAAACAAAUUUUCCUAACUCAUAAGCAUAUUGUUGUAAUUAAUAAUCAGCAAUUAUCCAACUGAAUUAAAAAAUUGAAUUAUUA